AUGAAAGUGCUGUGGGCGGCGCUGGUCGGCCUGUCGUGGGUGGGCGCCGGCUUCUUGAUGAGCUCCGCCUACGACGCCUACCUGCUGGAGCCCACCAAGUUCGCCGUGGACACCGCCUACCUCGACUGGGACACAGUUUUCCCGGCCGUGACAAUCUGCGAGAGGAGGAACAAGUCCAGGCUCACUGAGUACACCAAACGGACGUUCGGCGCUCGGCACAGCUGGCAAAUUGACCUGCUGCUGGAGACGCUGGCCUACGACUCUCCAAGCGAGCUGGUGCCCUCCUUCUGCCGCCGCGCCAGCUGUCCCACAGACAACUUCUCCGCCAUCGUUGCACAGAUACACAGGCCUUGCGAGGAGCUGCUGUCCCGGUGCUGGUGGAACGGCGAGCCCUUCGUCUGCUGCCAGCACGCGCCGCGCCUCAGAACAGAGGUGGGCUCCUGCUUCGCCAUCAACAGCGCCCAGACGGACGGGAAUGAAUCCGACAGAAGAAAAUUAACGUGUAAUCGCACGACGGGGCGCGGAUCAUUGAAGGUCGAAGUAAAAGCUGAAGUUAUAGUGUUCGUGCACCCGCGGGACGAGGUGCCGCACCUGACGACGACGGUGGCGCGCGCGGUGGUGCCGGCCCGCGGCGUGCGCCACCGUCACAUGGUGCGGGUGCGCGAGGCGCGCUUCGAGCCGGCGGUGGGCAGGAUGGGCGCGGCGCGGCGCGGCUGCCGCCUUCCCGGCGAACUCGCCGACUGGCCGUCGGCGCUGUACCCCGUAUACUCGCGGGGCGCCUGCGUCGCCAGCUGCCGCGCGCACCGCCUGUUCCAGCUCUGCAACUGCACGCCGCCGCUCACGCCCCGGCUCCCAGGCGCGGAGGAGUGCGACCUGGCGGGCCUGGGCUGCCUGCGCCGGAGCGCCGGCCAGUGGCUGCGGCAGGCGCCGCGGUGGGCGCCUCCCGGCCACGGCCUGCACUGCGACUGCCCGCUCGCUUGCCUCGACGCCGAAGUCGACACCGUCCACCAGCGCGCUGACAGCAUUGCGAGUCACACAUCAUUCUACGAGUUGCAGCUUAACCAGUUGCCCACGGAACGGGACUUCAGGCUCGUCGCUAACGACGGACUCAGCCUUGUGGUGUCCAUCGGCGGCGCGGCGGGCCUGUUCGCGGGAGCCAGCCUGCUGAGCUUCGUGGAGCUGCCCUACUACCUGUGCCUCAGAACUCGCUGCUGCGCCGCACGCCACAGCCGACCGCCUCCGCCGACCGGACGUAUGCCGUUCCUGCCGUAG
Schistocerca piceifrons (Central American locust) is the source of this 1272-nucleotide messenger RNA. RefSeq lists its product as uncharacterized. The transcript is spliced from 9 exons. Lineage: Eukaryota; Metazoa; Arthropoda; Insecta; Orthoptera; Acrididae. Gene Ontology annotation, molecular function: ligand-gated sodium channel activity. Gene Ontology annotation, biological process: sodium ion transmembrane transport. The record is from RefSeq and is a predicted model, not a curated record. Bases 1 to 1272 code for a protein of 423 amino acids. Gene Ontology annotation, cellular component: membrane.